Messenger RNA from Tetrahymena thermophila SB210, 1197 nucleotides. RefSeq names its product Ras family protein. The transcript is spliced from 3 exons. Lineage: Eukaryota; Ciliophora; Oligohymenophorea; Hymenostomatida; Tetrahymenidae. The record is from RefSeq and is a predicted model, not a curated record.
AAUAGAUAAAAAUAAGGGAAAUUUAAAGUUACAUAGGUCUAACAAAUAAUAAAAUUAGUUUGCACAAUAAGAAUUUUAAUGAAUUUAGUGGUGAGACUAAUACAUAAUCAGAAAUUAAUAUAAUAUCACUAACUUUGUUUAAUUAAAAGAUAAGAGAUAAAAAGCUUUUUUAAUUAUUUAGUAAAAACUUUCAUUUUAUCACAAAGGGUUAAUUAGGCUUUCAAAAGUUAGCAAACAGCCAAUUUAGAUAGAGAUUUUAAUCUUAGCUAAAGCAGUUAGCAAUCAUUUAUAUUAAGAUAAAUCAAAUUUAGUAUGGGAAAUAUAUGUUCAGGAUGCCAAAGAGAUAAAGAAGAUUCAAAAUCAGCUGAACCUUAUAGAUAUGAAAAAAAUUUACCUAUAUCUCUUUAUAUUGAAAAAUAAAGAACUCACUAUACAGAUUCUGUGAGUAAGAGAUAUAGUCGGGCAUAUUUGGAUUAAUUAGAAGAUAGCAAUAACGACAGGACAUUUAAAAUAUAGUAAACAGAUGGAGUUUAGGAGUUUUGGAAAAAAAAUAAAAAGAAAAUUAAAGGAUUUAACACUACUAUUCGUCCUUCAACAACUUACCAGAUUGAUGGAAGACUAGCAUUAAAAUAUUUAAACAGUAACUCAGAUAGAUUUGAAUCACAGUAUUAUGAAACAGAUGUUUAAAAAUUACAUUAAGCAGCAACUAUUAUACAAAGAUGGUUCAAAAAUUAUAAAAAAAAUUAAAUGAAUUUUACUAAUCUGAUUAAUUCAUGUAGCAAUCUGAAUCAAAUAAAUAGGACACAGGAUUCUUAUUCUUUUAAUACAAUAGAUGUUACUGUAAGAUAGUCUUGAGCUUAAUUAAUUAUCAAUAAAUAAUAAUGAUCAAUCUAAACUACUUUUAACAUUUUAAACUUAAUUUAUAAAGCUACUCUAUAAAUGGGUACAUCUACCUGAUAUCAUACAAAAUACUUGAAUUACUUUUGAAACAGUUUUCCAUUGCUAAAAGUGAAAAUCAUAUUUCAAACAAACAAACAAACAAAAAAUAAAUAGUAAAGACUCUAUUAAGCAAUUUAGUAAUUAAAAAAUUUCAAAUUAAUUAAUCAUAGGAUUAUAUAAUGUAUUCUUUUAUAAUCAAAUUUCAUUAUAUUAGUAUUUCGAGUUAUUUUCUUUUAACUGCUUAAAGAAUUUAAAUAG